GUGAACUCAGCCUUAGCUUGAUCCAUAUCAAUGCCUAUUGCGCCAUCUAUCGAGAACAAAUACUCCACAAAGGUCGCUCGGGUAGCAGCACCUGGCUGUCAUACUUGUCAGUACGCUUUUAUAACUCAGCUGAUAACAAGUAAAAAUUAACCAGCUCAAUUACUGAAGUAAUAGGUAUGGCCAGUCCAAAUACAACAACUAUGGGCGACUUGGCCCAAAUUGUACCUGACAAUAAUGAGGAGAAAGAAGCGUUUCUGUUAAUUUUGCAAUCAAUUCAGAAAAACUAUCCCUCAAAUUGGGAGUCAUGGCAAGUAACAAACCAUUCUAUUGAGAGUUUUGCUGGAUCGUCGAAAGGUUAUGGCAAAUUCAGGUUCGGCAUUCCAACCUCUGACUUGUUUCGUGCAUUUUAUCCAGAUGACGUAGACCUUUCUGAAAAGUCUUAUAGGCAAAUUUUGUCGAUAAUUUUAUCAUGGCCUUUAGGAAAGGCAUUAUUAUAUUCUCCUCAUGCUAUCAUGGCACAAAUACACGCAUCUUCAUAUACUCCAUUUAUGAACACAAUUUCUUAUCUUAAAGCUCGUGGUAAAUUGACCAUAACGGGCAAGACAUCCAGCCAGCCUGCAGGCAGUACACCAACCUCGUGUGGUUCUAAAGCUUCCCAUAAAAGGAUGAGAGUAGAAGACAAUACAGCGAUGCAUACCAGUCAACUGCAUAUGAGGGGCGAUUAACCCCCUCCUAAACGUCCAUUCGUUGGUGGUGACCA
Messenger RNA from Rhagoletis zephyria (snowberry fruit fly), 760 nucleotides. RefSeq lists its product as uncharacterized. The record is from RefSeq and is a predicted model, not a curated record. NCBI's taxonomy places the organism in Eukaryota, Metazoa, Arthropoda, Insecta, Diptera, Tephritidae.